Polyodon spathula (Mississippi paddlefish) is the source of this 2520-nucleotide messenger RNA. Its product is annotated as UDP-glucuronic acid decarboxylase 1-like. NCBI's taxonomy places the organism in Eukaryota, Metazoa, Chordata, Actinopteri, Acipenseriformes, Polyodontidae. Bases 542 to 1804 code for a protein of 420 amino acids. Gene Ontology annotation, molecular function: UDP-glucuronate decarboxylase activity; NAD+ binding. The record is from RefSeq and is a predicted model, not a curated record. Gene Ontology annotation, biological process: D-xylose metabolic process. Gene Ontology annotation, cellular component: cytoplasm. The transcript has 15 exons.
AUUGCAGAAACACUCGCUCUUGUAUGUGUGGGCCCGAUGGGGGAAAGUGAAAUGACAUAGUUGGUGUAGAAAGAAGCUAUUUUAAAAUAUAUAUUUAUAUAACUUGUAUGAAGAGAGUUCAAUAAUACCAUUAUUGAACUCGUUAAAUAAUGUAAUCAGGUGGGGUUGGGCGAUGCUAUACUCAUAACCAUCGCUAGUUUUAGGGUGGACUAUUUGUGGUAUAGUUGCUAAUGUUAUUUAUUUCCUGACUGGAUUACUCUGGUUAAUGACUACUUUCGGGGUGUGUCGUCUUUUAGAAAGGUGACCAAGUAAUAAUCACUUCUGUUUGCAAAGGUAUCUGUCUGCAGUCCAUCCGCUGUUGUGCUGCGAACCUAGUGCGUGCACGCAUCAUUUCUUUGGGAAAACUAGAUCACGUCCAGUGUCAUGCAAUUCAGGUUCUAUCCCGUUGAUAAAGAAGUUAUGAAGAUUGUAGUUCACUGAGUAAAAAUGCAUUAAAGGAAGCACGCAUGCUUCCGGGUUUCGCGUUCUGGUUUUUUGGAGGAUGAUGAAGAAGCGAUUGAUCUGGCUAAUCAGUGGAAUAAGCAGAAGAAUGAUGAAGUUCUUCAUUGCCCUCGCUUUGAUCGCCUAUAUUGCCUCUGUGUGGGGAACCUAUACAAGUAUGAGGACCAUACAAGAAAAUGGGGAACUGCAAAUUGAGAGGAAGAUUGAAGAGGUAAUUGCACCCCUACGGGAGAAAAUCAGAGAUUUGGAAUUCAGUUUCUCCAAGAAAUACCCUCCGGUAAAGUUCCUAUCUGAAAAGGACCGCAAACGGAUUCUACUAACUGGAGGAGCAGGGUUUGUGGGAUCCCACUUGGCUGAUAAACUCAUGAUGGACGGCCAUGAAGUCACGGUGGUAGACAACUUCUUCACAGGCCGUAAAAGAAAUGUAGAACACUGGAUUGGACAUGAGAACUUCGAACUGAUCAACCAUGAUGUUGUUGAACCACUGUACAUUGAAGUGGAUCAGAUUUAUCACCUGGCCUCUCCUGCAUCUCCGCCAAAUUAUAUGUACAAUCCAAUCAAGACUCUGAAGACCAAUACCAUUGGAACGUUAAACAUGUUGGGUUUAGCGAAACGUGUUGGUGCUCGUCUUCUGCUGGCCUCCACUUCUGAGGUAUAUGGAGACCCAGAGGUGCACCCUCAGAGUGAAGAAUACUGGGGCCAUGUGAAUCCAAUCGGUCCCAGAGCCUGCUAUGAUGAGGGGAAGCGAGUGGCAGAAACCAUGUGCUAUGCCUACAUGAAACAGGAAGGAGUGGAGGUGCGGGUUGCACGGAUAUUUAAUACUUUUGGGUCUCGCAUGCACAUGAAUGACGGCAGAGUUGUCAGUAAUUUCAUUCUGCAGGCACUCCAGGGAGAACCUCUCACAGUUUAUGGAUCAGGAUCCCAAACAAGAGCAUUCCAGUAUGUGAGUGACCUGGUGAAUGGACUGGUGUCCUUGAUGAACAGCAAUGUUAGCAGCCCUGUGAACUUGGGGAACCCAGAAGAGCAUACAAUAUUAGAAUUUGCCAGAUUAAUCAAGGACCUUGUCGGCAGCAGAAGUCAGAUACAAUUUCUUCCAGAGGCACAGGACGAUCCACAAAGGAGAAAACCUGACAUCACAAAGGCCAAAAUGAUGUUAGGAUGGGAGCCUGUGGUACCAUUGGAAGAAGGCAUCAAUAAAACUAUUCACUACUUCAGAAAAGAACUUGAAUACCAGGCAAACAACCAAUAUAUCCCCAAGCCCAAACAAGCAAGAAUAAAGAAAGGCAGACCAAGACACAACUAGUGAGCACAUUUUUCAGAAGGGAACCUGUUUGCCUUAUUGAUUGACAAUUACCAAGGAAUGGUAAAAACUGAAACCUUUUUUUUUUUUUUUUUUUUUUUUUUGGUGAAGAGCAAACUGGAAUUUUUCAAACCUCCUCAAAUCAAGCUUGCUUUACAAAGAUGAAUGUGCCUAAAAAAAAAAAAAAAAAAAAAAAAAAAAAAAACUGCAAAUCUUGCCUUGUACUUUUUACUUUGUCUUUUUAUUUAAAAUUAGAGUAGAAAAAUUGAAGUUUUAUAUUCUGCAGUUCAUUUGAUGUGAGACUGUUUAAAAUAAAUAAGUUUCUUAAAUUCCAGGUGAAGUGUGAAAAAUAAUUUAUUUAAAAUGUAUAAUGUGAAGUAAGUAAGUGACUUCCCUAUGCAUAAAGAGGCUUUAAAUGAGCAAACAGUGUUGUCGUGUUUGGUGCACUGCCAUUGUUUGUAUAGUUACCAUUGGCUCAUCCAUCAUCUUUUGAAUAUAUUUUAAAUCGCAUAUUUUUAUAGGUAAGUUUGAAAUGUAAAAUAUACUGACUUUCCUUUGCAACCAUGGAUCGGUAAGAUGGUUCUGAAUUCUUAUUGUGUUACACUGUGUGCGCACGGGGGGGGGGGGGGGGGGGGGGGGGGCUACAACAACAAACAUUACUGUAUUACUGGCUACCAGUGAUUUGAAUAUGCUAUUUUAAUAAAAUAUUGUUAAAGGAA